AUUUAUUUAUAUAAACAUCAAUCUCAAACGUCCAUGUAAGUUUAAAUAACAACAUAAACCCUAGCUCUUAUUCCAGAUUUCAAUCUUCUCCUUUUCUCGGUCGUAUCGUCAUCUAUCCCUUCCUUUCUGUUCAGCCUCUGCGUUUCUCACUUGGCAAUGGCGUCGACACUCCUUAUUCAUUGUCCACCCGCGCUCAGUUCUCCUCUUCAAUAAUGGACGCCCAGCAGUGGUAGGAUUUAGAUUAUUUCAUUUCCUCCUUGUUUUAGGACUUUAAUACACCGUUAGCUUUAGAUCUAUCUUUCUUCGACAUGUUUCUUUCGUUUUCUCUUCUAGAAUCACCGACGACAAUGAAGUCAUAUGAGAGAUUGCGAAUGUUGCUCGGGUGAUGCUACGCCGGAGAGGUAUCUGUGCGGCGUUUCGGUAACGGGAACGAUUGAGAAUGAUAGUACAAGCACCGGCAAACAUGUUUUCUAUUGUGACUUUUGUGUAAUUUUUCUCUUUUUCUAUUUGUUCUGUUUGUAAAUUAAAAGUACAAACAAAUUAGAAUUUUUUUCCGUAGAUAAAACAAUUGCAAUGUAUUAUUAUUAUUAUUAUUAUUAUUAUUAUUAUUAUUAUUAUUAUUAUUAUUAUUAUUUCCAAUUAUGGAUAAGUUCAAUUGAGAUGGCGUAUUAAUCCUAUAAAGAGAAAAUGAGACAUCAUAUUGUCCCCAAAUACCAUUUGGCAGAAGCCUCAUAAUUGUUGAGGAGACGAUUUUUAGACUUAGAUUUGAUAUCUAAAGGAACGACAUUUCGACCCUAUAGAAAGAAAUGGGGAUGAUAUAUUAUCCCCAUAUAAGCCCAACACAAUCAUGAAAUCGAUUAUGUGGGACAAUAGUUUGUCCCUGGAAAUGAUGCUCAGGGGACGACUUAUUGUCGUUACAGUUAUAACUAUAGAGACGACAUGUUGUCUUUCAUAAAAAAAAAACGAGAUGACAACUUGCGAGUAUUGGGGACGACCUAGAUAUUUGUCGUCCCCAAAAAAAUAGAGGACAAGAGUAUAGGGAACCACGUAUUGGGGACGACUGAAUUGUCCCCCAAAACUAUAGGGACGAUUUUUCCUAUUUCCGAGGACGAUUUUUGUUGUCCCCAAACCUCCUAUUUUUUGUAGUGCCACCGUCAUGCAGCUCAAAUUUCAUCUUCUUAAAUCUUAAGUGAUGAAACUGUACUGCAUUUUAACUCUUAAAACAACAUUACCACUUAUAUCCACAUUAAAAGCCUCAAAUAUCAUAGUCAAGAUCAUCUCAUUGGAAGAAUCAUGUUUUCAUUCUCUACAGCAACAAUCAUAUGUUUGAAAAUCAUAUAUGGCAAGUUCACCCGUUCAUGGAAAAGCAGGUGAGUGAGAAGCUCCAUAUCAAAAUAACAAUUAUGUAAAAAACUGUAUAAUUCCAAUUAGGGGUGGGCAACGGGCGGGUUGGGUGGGUUUUGGUCUCAAAUUGACCCACCCGCUUUCUAGUGGGUUGGAAUAAUUGUGACCCGCAAUCCACCCACAUACUUCUGCGGGUUGGGUUGGGUUGGGUGGGUGGCAGAUGGGUGCAGUUGGGUUGCAGGUCAACCCGUAAAAGCAAUCUCCAACUAACCAUUAAGAAAGUCGACUAACAUUUAUAAUAGGUUCACAGCAAAUUAGUAAGACUGUAUCAACAAUUUGUGAUUUUGAUACAAUUAAUAAUUUAUAGUUUGCAUCCCAAUAUUUAAUGGUUAUAACAAUAAUCUGCAUACCAAUAUUCAAUAUGUAAUGGAUAUUGCACAACACAAUGACCAAUUAUAGUAGUCAAAACUAUUAUUUAUUCUUUAGGUAACCAGUUCGUGGAGCGGGAACGGGAGUGGGAGCGAGAGCGAGAGCGAAAGCGUGAGAGCGUCCAUAUUAUAAAUUUUCCAUAAUAAGAGUGUGAUGAGAGCGCUAUUAUAAUGUUAUUAUAAUUAUUUUUUAUAUUUACAAUAUAAUUAGUAUCGAAAUAGUACAUACCAUAACAAUAAAUAAAAUUAAUAUUGAAAAUUUGAAUGAUGAAAAAUGGUUGAAUUCGUUAAAAUAUAGCUCUACUAUAAAUCUUUAAAAACAUUUCUCUGCUCUCUAUUUGUGGAUUGUGUCAUUGUGAUUAAUAAUAAUUAAAAAAUUAAUCAUUUAAUUUCUCACUUAUUUAUUCUUUCUUUUUGAAUGACUUUUUCCCAUUAUCUCUAUACAACUACACCUACCACAUAUCCUUCACUUUCUCUCUUCCCUAUCUGACUCUCUCUCCUCCCCAACCCAGAGCACGAUGAAGCUCUGUUUUUUCUUUCUUCUCUUCUGACGAUCAAAGAGUUGAUUUCUUUCUUUAUGCAUGUAGCUUUUCCUCCCUAAGAUAUCAACCUAGAUCAGCAAAUCCACAAAAUAUGGCCCUCGAUAUCUCUUCUCUCAUUGGCUCUCUCCCCUCUCCGCCGACCAUGAGAAGCAAGAUAAAUCUCUGUUUUUGCUUCUUUUUUUUCAAUCGGAGUAUUCCUCUCUUCGCUAUGCAUGUAAAUUUUGCAAUAGUACAAAACUAAGGUUGUGUUGAAUGGCCCUCGAUUCACGGCGGCAGUAGAAGGCGAUAGAACUUCCGACCGGCCAGGGAGAUGAGUUAUUUCUCUUGCAUGUCGUGAAACACAAAUGAUUAGAAGAUCCACGGUUUUUCAACUAUAAUUCGCGCUCCCAUUGAUUAUAAUUCGCGAAUUAUUAACGCUCCAAGGAGAAAUCGUGUUUUCACGCUCUCGCGCGGGAGCGGGGAAGGCCUCCGGACGAAUUGGGCGACCUAAUUUAUUCUCCACCUUUUGAUUGUCAGACUGUAGUGCAGUUCGAAAAUAUGAUGAAUAUUCGAUACUAUAAGAAACAACAUUUUUUUAUGUAAAAAUAGGAUGAGGGUUAUAUGGGUGACCCGCAAUCCACCCACCACCCACCCAUAUAAGUGCGGGUGGGAGAUUUACCAAGCAGCAAUCCACCCACAUCAAUCACCCACUUCAUAUGAGUCGGAUUAUUUGCGGUUGGAUUGAUAUCAAUCCGCGGAUUAACCACCCAUGUGCCCACCCCUAAUUCCAAUAACUCAAUUCGUUGCGAUAAAUUUAAGUAUUCUUUAUACCAUUUAUUAACACUCAUUAUCUACAUCUAGUCUAGUAAUUAAAAAGACAUAAAUGGAUGAAAAGAAAUAAAACAAUAAUUUUCAAACGGAUGGUGAAAUUAUGUCAAAGUGAGCGGUCCCAGUAACCCGGACCACCCAGCCAGCUGCGUCCUCUUCACAUCAAUGAUCAAACACAUCCGCCGCACACUCCCCCCGUCUCAUCCCCUGUCCUCCAAUUUAUCUAGGUCCGGAAAACCCUCAACUCCCUCUCCGUCAGAUUAAUCCACCGCUCUCAUCACCACCGUAAGCCUCCCCAUUCCCCACCCGUAGAGGUAGAACUCACCACACCCAAUCACUUCUCUCUCCCAUCCCAACCAUGAAACAAACAAAAAGCACACCGAGCGAGCGAUAAGCAGCAACAGAGUACGGCGCUAAUUGAUGAAGGCAGGCCACAGCUGUCUUCCAAUCCGAAUUCAAUUUACCCUCCUCGCACCAUCUUCUCCGCACUUUCCCUUCUUCCUUCCUCUCUCUCUCUCUCUCGCUCGCUAGCAAGCAAGCAAGUAGCAACCCAUUCCUCUGAAACAAUGGCAGCCAGCAGAACCCGUACCCUAUUUCUCCUCCUCCUCUUGCUCGCCGGAUCUUUCAAUUUGAUCGCAUCGGCGGCGGGUAGCGAGGGACUGAUGACCGCUGUUGCUUCCGAGGAAUGGCCCAUCGCGAUGUCCAUCUACGGCGGCGGCGAGGCGGAGCCGGAUGGCGAUGUGGAUUUGGAGGACGGAGUUUCGGUCGAUUGGGACGGAGAAGAAGGAGGAGGUGGGAGCGGUAGCAACAGGAGGUCGCUGUUCUGGAGGAGAUGGCCUUACUACAUCUCGUACGGAGCCCUGCUGGCGAACCGGAUCCCGUGCCCGGCGAGAUCUGGGAGGUCCUACUACACCAACAAUUGCUACAAGGCUCGCACCCCGGUCAACCCUUACUCCCGCGGCUGCUCCAGAAUCACCCGCUGCAGGGCAUAAAAGCUGGGAAUUCUUGAGUGAGUGAAAUUUCCCAGCCAGUGCCAAAAUCUGUUUGUUUGUUUUCUCUGCGUGGUGGUGUAUUGUAAUUUCUUGCUGGUUAUAUAUGUUUAAUGUAAUGAUUAAUAUUUUUUUGUUGUUGUAAGUUACUGGAUUUCUAGUGAAUGAUUAGAGAAAGCAGGCGAUGAAAUUCUUUAGAUUUUGUGAGGAUGGUUUUAUUAUUAUUAUUGUGAUUAUAGUAAUGGUAAUGAUUAAUAAUGAGUAACUGAUCAGUAAACUGUAGGUCUUGUG
Molecule: messenger RNA, 4401 nt
Organism: Linum trigynum
Lineage: Eukaryota; Viridiplantae; Streptophyta; Magnoliopsida; Malpighiales; Linaceae
Source: the annotation of a GenBank genome assembly